UUUGUUGCUCUCCUUCGGUCUCUCUCGCUCUCUAUGCUUAUUGCAGUAACUCAAAUUUGGAGUUGUUAGAAGAUUUUUUUUUCUCUCGUAGAAGUUGAUUUUGUUUCUUUUCUGGUUUGCUCUAUCUUAUAGAGUGAUCGAGUUUAUGAUAUGAAGAAUGAUCUAUUAGAGGAUAUUAAUGAGUUUUUCGGUUGAAUUUUAGGGUUAUUACUUGUUCCAAUUUAAAGUCUGACCUUAAUUGCUCUUCUCUAAACAGUUCUUGGUUUGUGCGGCAAUAAUCCAUCUUUGAUCGCCUAGCUAAGUUAAUCUCGAUUUGGUGUCAUUUCUAUAUGAAGGUUGGGAUUAAAAAUGUGAUGCCUGUGGGUUUGGUAUGGAUUCCCGCGCUUAAGGAAGUCCUCUACGAACGGAAAGUAAAUUAGAAGAAACAAAGCUGCUCGCAAAUGGUUCCUUCUAGUGGCAUCAGGCUCCUUCACUGGAUGGCUUGUCGCUCUUUCUCCUUGUGCCUUAUUGAAGAUUCCAGAAAUUUACUAUAUAGAGCAGUAACUGGAAGAAGCUUGCGGGGAUUUAGCACUGGGUUUUGCAGCAGCUCGCGCAGAGUUUCUGGGAGUUAUGAACCAAAAAAUGCUAACCAUAGAAACUGGCUACCAUUAUGGUUUUUUAGUGCAAAUUCGGGUGUGACAAGGUCAAUUCACUGUACUGGUAUUUCUCAUGUUCUUUGAGCUCCUCCUGAUCUGGUGAUAGUCUGAUCACAAGUCUAUCUUGAAAAAAGAUCAUGGCUUUAUGUAAUUCGUCCAGAAGGUCAUCAUCAGUCACAGGCAUGAGAAACUUAUUUUUUACUGUGAUUGAGUUUAACUGUGUGUAGUCUAUGCAUAACGCCCAAGAGCCAUCUUUCUUUUUAAUUAAGUGCAGUGGAGAGGCAAAUGGGCUGUGGCUGGGUUGAAUGAUGGACCUGUCCAGCAUCUUGGCGAUUUCUUCUCGAUUUUUGUCUUUUAAAGAUAAGGGUGCCUAUAAGGUCAUUGGUGGUGCCUCUGCCAUUAGAGGAAUGGAGUGGUCUUGCUCUCUUCUUGGUGGUAAGGAGUUGGGUUCCUAAAAAAUUCCUUGAUAUUUGCCGAUUAUAGGUAACAAAUAACUCUUCAUUAUCCUUAACCCCCUCCUAAACCUUUCCUGGCAUUAGAGGAAUGGAGUGGUCUUGCUCUCUUCUUGGUGGUAAGGAGUUGGGUUCCUCAAAAGUUCCUUGAUAUUUGCCGAUUAUAGGUAACAAAUAACUCCUCGUUAUCAUUAACCUCCUCGUAAACCUUUCCUGGCAUUAGAGGAAUGGAGUGGUCUUGCUCUCUUCUUGGUGCUAAGGAGUUGGGUUCCUCAAAAACUCCUUGGUAUUUGCUGAUUAUAGGUAACAAUAAUUCCUCAUUAUCAUUAACCCCCUCCUGAGCCCUUCUUGGUUGGGUUUUGUAUUGAAUGGAGUACACUAGUUGGGUUCCUCAAAAAUUUCUCGGUAUUUGCCGAUUAUAGGUAACAAUAACUCGUCGUUAUCAUUAACUCCCUCCUGAGCCUUUCCUGGUUGGGUUUUGUAUUGAAUGGAGUAUGUGUCUUCCCCUCCUUGUUGUGCCUUUAGGAGCCAUCUUCCCCACCCUUUACCUAGUGCCUGCGUCAGUAAUCCUUCACCUUUUACUCCUUGAAUGAUCACUGGUUUCCCAUCCUUUGUUAAGAUAAUUUGCAUCUUUUUAAAGUUGAAGGACCCUGGGUUGUGUCUCUUCAUUCAGUAUGUUUCCCAAGAUCAUGCCAUAUCACCCCAGCUCCAUCAUCCCAAAGGUCCUCUUGAACUGUAUUUUCUGCAUUCUCCAGUGCAAAACAGAGGCCUGGUGUUGGCUGGUUAAGGCUUCCCUGUCGGCCACCAAUACCUUGAGUGUUGGGAAAGGUAUGUGUGCUGCUGCUGUUCACAAGAAUAAGGGCAAGUCUGGUGUCUAUAGUUUCCCAGAUCUUGGUUGUACUACCCUUUCCAUUCAUUCUGAAAAUUUGUAAUUAAAUUUUUUUGUUACAGCAAUUUCAUUCUUUCACAUGACUGAUAAAAUGAAAAUGCCAAGGAGAACAUUCACACAGCGGCACAGCGGCAGUACAAAAACUAAUUUGGCUUAGAUAUCUGAGUGAUUUGAUGAGAUUAUGCUGUUGCUUUUGUUAAUUGAUUAGCUUGCUCUGAUGUUACUACUUCCUCUCUGCUUUCCUGUCUCUCUUUCUUAUUUCAUACUAUUCUGGAUCUUGUCUUCUAUUUUUAUCACUGUCUAAUUAUUUCCCUGCAGAGAGCACUUUACUCGCUUGGACUGAAGAUGUCAGAUUUACAUGCUUCUGUUCAGAGGAAACGAAUUGAACUUGGAUCUUUACAGAGAACAAUCACUUUAUCAACAAUACUUAAAGCUCAAAUGUGGUCUCUGGAAGACUGGUCCACGCUUGAAGGGGAUUAUUCACAUUCUUUAUCAGAAACAAUUCAAGCUUUGUCGAAUGUCUCAACUCGGCUCCCAUUCAGUUCAAAUAUCAAGGUUGAUAUAGGAGAUGUAGGGGAGGCACUAAAUUCAGCAGUGAAGGUGAUGGAAACAAUUCUUUUACACAUUCAAAACUUUGUGCCAAAGGCUGAAGAGAUAGAAAAAUUGAUUUCGGAACUUGCAAGGGUGAUUGGGGGACAAAGAGUUGAGAUCCAAGAAUGUGGAGAUCUAUUAUCUCAGACGUAUGCUUUACAGGUGGAAGAAUGCAGCUUAAGGAGCCAGCUUAUUCAAUUUCAUCGGAGCUGUCCAGACAUUAAGCAAUAAUUAAUUGCUAUACUACAUUCUUGAUUGAUAUAAAAUUUCAUCUUCAAAAUAUUUCAUGUGCAAAAUAGUUCAUUUCUUUUUUUCUUUUUGUUUCAUUGGCCAUGAAAAUGAUUUGAUUUAUUUGGAUUAAGUUUGGAACAAGUGAUAUUUUUUUUUGUAAAAUUCAUUUAGUUGAUGAAAUCUAAAGUAAAUACCACAAAA
Carica papaya (papaya) is the source of this 2999-nucleotide messenger RNA. RefSeq names its product protein ENDOSPERM DEFECTIVE 1-like. Gene Ontology annotation, biological process: spindle assembly. Gene Ontology annotation, cellular component: nuclear microtubule; cytoplasm. The record is from RefSeq and is a predicted model, not a curated record. Gene Ontology annotation, molecular function: microtubule binding. Lineage: Eukaryota; Viridiplantae; Streptophyta; Magnoliopsida; Brassicales; Caricaceae.